AUGGACCAGCCGAUCCAGUAUGCACAGCUCCCCAAGUUUGAGUACCAGACAAUCGAGCGUCACUAUCAGACCUUCGACCCUCAUACUCUUCAAUUUUCAUAUUAUCCUGUCAAUAGUGCAUCUUCGGAUCGUCUGACGCCGAAUAAGGAUCAGGACAACAAUGCCACCAAACCAGCAAAGGUCCAAGCCCAAGAUCCAGCUCCCGAAGAAGGAUCAGAUUCACCGCCCGUUGAUGCCUCAUCGUCUUCUCCCGAGGCUGGAGAUUCUUCUGAAGCAACAACUCCUCCCGCUGAAUCGAUAGAGUCUCUUAGUGAGGCUCCCAACGAAUCGAAAGAGGAGGGCGAAAAGCCUUCUGCAGAAAACGCGGAGCCCGAGCAACCUCCGGAGAAUGAAGACGGUUCAAAUGGCAAUAAGGACGACACGGCUGCAGAAGAUCAGAAACCCCCCACAGAAAGCAACGAGGCCCAGAAUGAGGAUGACUUCCCAGAAUGUGAUCCUACAGCAGCGAUUGACAAAGUUGAAGCUGAAAAAGAAGCAGCUGCCAAGCAAGCAGAAGAGGACGCUAAAGCCGAGGAAGAAGAGAACGCCGUAAAAGAGGAGGAAUUGAUCGAUUUUGACUCUGGCCCAGAGAUUGAGGCAGCGCCCGACCCUCCUACCGAGACCCAAGAGAAUGAGGCAAGUGUAGAAGCUGAGACCGCGCCUCCAGCAGAAGAUGAUAACAGUCCUGAUGAGACGUCCAAGGGCGCUGGAUCUCCCGAAGAUGAAGUAUCGACUGCAGAGCUAAUAGCAGAUGAUCAAGCACCGGAACCCGAAGCCAACGCUGAGACGUCAGCCGAGAAAGAGGCGGCAGAGAAGCCGACGAAAGCGGACGCAGAAGCUCAAGAGGAAAGUCCUACUUCCGAAAACCUAGAUAAAGAAACCACAGAGCCUGAACCUGAGCCUGCUGAGACUGCAACUCCAGAAUCUCCAGAGGAUACCCAACCAGAUGCUGGGGAAGUACCAAAGGAAAUUGCGGAGGAACCGUCCGAUGAAGCUCGAGCAGACUGGGAUACAAACGAAUCUCUACCUGAGCCAGAAGAAACAGCACGAUGCGAAGAUGAAUCUAAACUGGAUGAAGGACCGGUGACGGCAGAAGAUCAGGCAACCAAAGAAACAGCCGAAGAAACACCGAACGAUACAUUAGAAGAAACCGCCCAGCCGGAGAAUGUUGGGGAUGCACCUGAGGCAGAGGCCGCUGCAAGCGCUGACUCUAAUGAAGCCGUUUCUGAGGAGCCUUUAUCCGAAGAGCUGAGUGAGAAGGCAGGAGAUACACAGACUGGGGCUGAGAACGUCGGCAUAGCUGCUGAUGAGCCCUUCGAUAAGCCUGCCGAAGAUGCUCCUGCUGCAUAUGCUGGCUCUGACAAGGAAGUUAUGGAGGAGACUGCAGUUAAAAGUGCGUCCGAAGACCCACCUGGUGAGCAAGUAGCCCCGGAAGAGACUCCAGAAGCGACACCGGAAGAUAGACCAACGGAAGAAAAGUCUUCUGAAGACUCGCCCGCGGAAAUCCCAUCGGCCGUGGAAGAAGCUCCGACUGAAGCACCCGCUGGAACUCCUCAUACUGAGGAGUCUGCUACAGGGGAACCGCAGACUGAAGAAACACUCGCUGAAGAAGCUCCAGCUGAGGAAGAGUCAUCUCCAGAGUCGGCUGCUCAGGAAGUCAUAGCAGAAGACGCAUUUCAGGACAAAGAAGCAGAAUUAGACGAGGCUCCUGCUCCUGAAGAGCCUGCGGACGCAGCCGAGGAGUCGGCUCCUGCAGAAGUACAAACCGAGAAAGUUCCAAUGGAGGAACCAGAAGAGGCCGUUUUUCAUGAAGAAUUUGCGCCUGCUGAAGAGCCUCCUGAAGAACCUGCUGCUGAAACGGUGGACGCUCCAGAAGCUCCCGUUGAAGAGCAGGAAGCCUCCAAGGAAACUCCCGCUAAAACUGCCCCUGAAGAGCCUACGCCAGCUGCGGAAGAGACCAUCACUGAGGAGCCGGCUGUGGAGCAAUCGGUGCCUGAUAGUGAACCUCCUGCAGAUGAGCCUGCUCCAGCUGAUGAGCCCACUGUCAAUAAGUCUACUGCUGAAGAACCCGCUACUGAAGAGACUGCACCUGCUGAAGAAUCUGCUCCAGUCGAACCUCCUGCCACGGAAGAACCCGUUACUGAAAUGCCUGCUGAUCCUGCUCCUGUUGAAGAGCCUGCUGCAGAAGAACCUACUGCUGUCGAAGCGCCUGCUCCUACACAGGACCCUGCAAUAGUCGAUGAUGCCACUCCGAUUGAUGAACCUACCGAUCGAGAGCUUCCUGCUGAGCCUACGAUUGAGGCGCGUUCUCCCGAUGAUCCACCUGUCGAAGAACCCGUAUCAGCUGACGAUGGGCCCGUCGCUGAAGCGCCCCAUACUGAAGAGCCUGCCCCUGAAGAGAUCCCUGAAGAAACACCAGAACAAACAGGUGCAAGAGAACUUCCCGAAGACUCCGAAGCUGUCGAGUCCUCCAAGGAUAUCCCUUUGGAAGCCGCGGUUCUCGCAGGCACGGCUCUGGUAGCACCGGCCGUGUUAGGAAAACAUGGCUCGAAAAGGAGAAAGAAGCGCUCCCCCAAUUUGGAACGCGAGAGACGCCCGUCCAAGAGCUCAUCCGAAGAGCACCGAUCGGCGCACAUGCAGCGACAAAAGAGCGACCGGGGCCUAUUUACGAAUCGUUGGGCCAGAACACUGGACGAAGCCAAAAGACAGCACGAGGAAAAGGUCAAGCAGAAGGAGAAAGCCUACACUACGGACAAGGGGCGCGAGAGAGAAACCCGACGAGGGGAACGAGUAGAGCGAACGGAGCAGCGAGCUGUGCUAGAAAGGGAGCCUGAACGAGACCAACCUCGGUCCCAUCACCGCACUUCAGAGAACUCAGGCAGCCGCGAACGAAGAGGAGACCGCGACCGUGACCGUGAAAGAAAGUCAGGAUCUUCCUCGAGACAUGCCCAGCCAGCGGCACAAAAACCAAGGGCUUUCCUUAAGUACAUGACCACGGGCAAAUCCGAAAAUGGGCCCUUACUCAGGAUCAACGGCGCCAAAGCCUCCGCGAACAUCGUCGACUCUCAUCGACGAUCUUCGACUAGCCACUCUCACAGCCAUCGGCAUUCGUCCGAGAAACAUGGCUCCAGCGAACGGUCCAGCGGUUCCCAUCGUGGCGAAGAGGACGAGCAAGCUCGACGUGAGCCCCGACGAGCCCGACGAAAAGUGGAAGAGCAAGAACAAGAGCGAGAACAAGAAGAUAAAGGCAAAGUAAAAGAGGAAUCCGACAGUCGCCGUCAUCAUCGCAGUGGAGAAGAACGUCGUCGUACCCACCGACAUCGCCGAGAUCCAUCUCCGUCGCGUGGAGGUUCGAAAUUAAAAGACAUGUUCAAGUCCGCUAUUGCUGCCCAUUGA
Molecule: messenger RNA, 3435 nt
Organism: Aspergillus tanneri
Lineage: Eukaryota; Fungi; Ascomycota; Eurotiomycetes; Eurotiales; Aspergillaceae
Product: PE repeat family protein
Exons: 3
Coding region: 1-3435 (1144 amino acids)
Source: RefSeq, a predicted model, not a curated record